Penicillium subrubescens is the source of this 2038-nucleotide messenger RNA. RefSeq lists its product as uncharacterized. Gene Ontology annotation, molecular function: transmembrane transporter activity. The record is from RefSeq and is a predicted model, not a curated record. The transcript is spliced from 5 exons. Bases 132 to 1721 code for a protein of 529 amino acids. NCBI's taxonomy places the organism in Eukaryota, Fungi, Ascomycota, Eurotiomycetes, Eurotiales, Aspergillaceae. Gene Ontology annotation, biological process: transmembrane transport.
UCUUGAGACACGAGCCGUGGAAAUUAUUCAGGCCAACGGAGCAAAAACUGUACGACUUUCUGUUUAUAUUUAUAAUUAUUUGUCCGAGUUAUGCUGCAUUAGACUUGUUUCUUCCCAAUCCUUUUUCCAAGAUGUCAUCCACCAAAUUCUCGGGUACUCUGAAAGAGCUCCAGGUCACAGAAUCCUCUGUUGCCUCUAGCCCUAGUCUUUCGGCUCAGGAUGAGAAGCACCUUGCCACACCAUCUUCAGACUCUAUCAACCUUGAGAGCCAAAUUCCCAAACCACCACCAUACCAUGUGUUCUCUCGGUCCCGCAAAAUACAGAUGGUCUACAUUGUUUCUCUCGCUGCCAUCUUCUCCCCUCUAUCUUCUAAUAUUUACUUCCCCGCCUUGGGGCUUAUAUCAAAGGAGCUAGACGUCUCCAUGUCACUUACGACUUUGACGGUCACCGUGUAUAUGAUUGUACAAGGACUCGCCCCUAGCUUCUGGGGCUCAUUCUCCGACGUCAUUGGUCGCCGCGCGAUCUUUAUCGGAACUUUUGCUGUCUACAUCAUCGCCAAUAUUGCGCUUGGUGUCUCAAACAAUUAUAGGGAGCUUAUGGCUUUUCGGGCUCUACAAGCUGCCGGUAGUGCGGCAACAAUCUCAAUUGGUGCGGGUGUUAUUGGAGACAUCACCACAUCAGCUGAGAGAGGAAGCUUGGUUGGAGUCUUCGGCGGUGUCCGUAUGCUUGGUCAAGGAAUUGGUCCGGUAUUCGGAGGCAUUCUAUCUCAGUAUUUGGGCUACAGGUCCAUCUUUUGGUUCCUUGCUAUUCUCUCCGGAUUCAGUCUAUUGUCCAUUCUCUUCUUCCUCCCCGAGACCCUCCGUACCGUCGCCGGUAAUGGCACCGUCCCUCUUCACGGCAUCUACAAACCUUGGAUUUAUUGUAUCACUGGUCAGGAGCAUGCCAAGGAAGGUGCAGUGCCAUCUGCAGAAAAGAAAAAGAUUACUAUCAAGACGGUGGUAGCCCCCCUCGGCUUCUUGGGCGAGAAGGACGUCUUUAUCACUUUGUUCUUCGGUGCGAUCGUCUACACAGUCUGGUCAAUGGUGACCUCGUCGACAUCGGAUUUAUUCGAAUCCACUUACGGUCUGAACACAUUGGAGGUUGGUUUGACCUUCUUGGGCAAUGGCUUUGGUUGCAUGUCUGGAUCGUACACUAUCGGCUACCUAAUGGAUUUCAACCACAAGAGAACCGAGCGCGAAUACUGCGUCAAACACAACCUCCCCCUCGACACCCGCAUCACAACCAAGACACAUCCGGACUUCCCAAUCGAGUACGCCCGCAUGCGCAACACUUGGUGGAUCACAGCCCUCUUCAUCGUGUGCACAGCCGUGUAUGGCGUCUCACUUCAAACCAACCUCGCGGUUCCAGUCAUUCUCCAAUAUAUCCUUGCUUAUUGUGCCACUGCAAUUUUCACCAUCAACAGCGCCCUUGUCAUCGACCUCUACCCCGGAGCGAGUGCCAGCGCGACUGCAGUCAACAAUCUCAUGCGAUGCUUAGUCGGUGCAGCCGGUGUUGCUGCUAUUCAGCCAAUCAUCGAUGCCCUCACAGCUCAAUGGGCUUUCUUGCUGCUCUCUGGCAUCACGCUACUCAUGGUUCCUUUGCUAGCGGUCGAGAUGCGAUGGGGUGCAGGAUGGCGACAUGAGCGCACCGAGCGACUGGCAAGAAAAAAUGGAUCUUCCUAAGUCGGCGAUCUGAAAUUUUGACCAAACACAUUAUCAAAAAAUCACUCGACUUUGAUGCUUGACUCUGAUGGGAAAUCGUUCUCUUCAACAGGAGAAAGGGACUGGACUGGGAAGGGAUAGAACAAUAGACCGGGUAUUGGGGCUUUCACGACAUAACGACUUGGGCUUCAGCGUGUCUUCGCGGUACAUAUAUAGAUUUUGCUUCUCUGAUACUUAUAUUUCUUGGAUUGUGCUUGUCUCGAUCAAGCUGCUUGUUGUAUAUAGAUCGUGUGUUCUUCGGCUAUGUCGAGUCAAGAAUAAUAUGUUAUCCCUUAUUA